AUGGGUGAACAUGAAGGGUGGGCACAGCCACCUAGUGGGCUAUUACCAAAUGGUUUGUUGCCCAAUGAAGCUGCCUCCGUGAUACAGGUGCUUGACUCGGAGCGGUGGUUGAAAGCUGAGCAAAGGACUGCAGAGCUGAUUGCCUGCAUUCAGCCUAAUCUCCCCUCUGAAGAGCGCCGGAAUGCAGUUGCCGACUAUGUCCAACGGCUGAUCAUGAAGUGCUUCCCUUGCCAGGUGUUCACCUUUGGUUCGGUUCCCCUUAAAACUUAUUUGCCUGAUGGAGAUAUUGACUUAACAGCAUUCAGUAAGAAUCAAAAUCUGAAGGAGACAUGGGCACAUCAGGUUCGUGACAUGCUGGAGAAUGAGGAGAAGAAUGAGAAUGCCGAGUUUCAUGUUAAGGAGGUUCAAUACAUACAGGCUGAAGUGAAAAUUAUAAAGUGUCUUGUGGAGAAUAUUGUAGUAGACAUUUCAUUUAACCAGCUUGGAGGGUUGUGCACCCUUUGUUUUCUUGAGGAGGUCGAUAAUCUGAUUAAUCAAAAUCAUUUAUUCAAGCGUAGCAUUAUCCUGAUAAAAGCUUGGUGUUACUAUGAAAGCCGCAUACUUGGUGCUCACCAUGGGCUUAUCUCAACUUAUGCCUUAGAAACCUUGGUUCUUUAUAUAUUUCAUGUUUUCAACAAUUCUUUUGCUGGACCACUUGAGGUGUUGUAUCGAUUUUUGGAAUUUUUUAGUAAGUUUGACUGGGAUAAUUUCUGUGUAAGUCUAUGGGGUCCAGUACCUAUUAGUUCACUCCCAGAUGUGACAGCCGAACCUCCUCGAAAGGAUAGUGGAGAUUUACUGCUUAGCAAGUUAUUUCUCGAUGCCUGUAGCUCAGUUUAUGCUGUUUUCCCUGGUGGUCAAGAAAAUCAGGGGCAACCGUUUGUUUCCAAGCAUUUCAAUGUUAUUGAUCCUUUGCGGGUCAACAAUAACCUUGGUCGUAGUGUCAGCAAAGGUAAUUUCUUUAGGAUACGCAGUGCCUUUGCAUUUGGGGCAAAAAGGCUGGCUAGGUUACUUGAUUGCCCAGAGGAAGAAUUGUUUUCUGAGGUGAAUCAGUUCUUUUUUAACACUUGGGACAGACAUGGAAGUGGGGAAAGGCCUGAUGUUCCAAGCAUUGACUUACAGCGUUUGAGUUUAUCCAGUCAUGACCAAUUACAGAGGUCGGAGAAUCUCCGGAUCAAUAACCAUAAAAUUGAUAAUGCCUCCAAUCAUGAAUCUAAUGAAGGGGAACAUGUUUCACAGAGUGUUAUAUCUCAGUAUAGUAAUUUAUUAUCUCAAAAGACAUCUAGAAGUGUUGUUUCUAUUGUGUCACAUACUCAGAAUCAAAAGAGUUAUGGAAGCCAAAAUAAUUCAAGGACCUUUGAUCAUGUUCAGAGGGAAACUAAUUCUAAUCAAGGUGUUCAUUUUGAUAAAGGUCAGAGAAAUGUUAAAGCUGAUAACCUAGUGAGUGAUGUUCAGGGAAGGUUUCUGUUUGCCAGGACACGUUCUAGCCCUGAGCUGACAGACUCAUAUGGUGAUGUUUCAAUCCAAGGGAGACGUGCAAAAGCAACAGAAACUAGUAAAGGCCAGGCUUCCUCCGCGAAGUUGGAGAAUAGUAGAAGGAAGAAUGUUGAACCUGAUGUAGCUGUAAGAAUGGAUGAGUCAUCUGCGAGGCACAUCUCAUCUCGUAAAGUUCUUGACAAUGCUACUGAUUCAAACAGUAAUCAUGAUGAAUCAAGCUCAGGUAUCAUGGGUGAAGAGUUUGCAUCUGUUUCUGGUGCAGGUGGAAUGCAUAUGAUGCAUCAGGAGGAGCAGGACCUUUUGAAUAUGAUGGCAUCUCCCACAGCUCAGGGUUUCAGUGGUCAGACUCAUGUUCCAAUGAAUAUUACGCCUGGCCACCUACCAUUUCCUUUUCCACCUUCUAUUCUUGCAUCAAUGGGAUAUACUCAGAGAAACAUGGGUAACAUUCCCUUUAUCGAGUCUCCUUGGGGUACAAAUAUGCAAUUUCCUCAAGGUUUCAUCCCACCAUUGACUCCAUAUUUCCCUGGCAUAGGAAUGACCUCUAGUCCUCAAGAAUUACUUGAAACUAACAAUGAGAGUUUCAAUUCUGUUGAGGCUACCAUAGGAGAAGCUGAUAAUGAUUACUGGCAUGAACAGGAAAGGGGUUCUGCAAGUGAGGUUGAAAUUGAUAAUGGAAAUUUUGAAAUGCUCCCAGAGGAUAGGCAACAGUCUACCUCAGGUAGUUAUAACUCUGCCCUGUUAUCUCGGGUAGGCAGCUCCAACAGCAACAGUUCUGCUGGAGUUCAGCAGAAGUUUGCUAAAGAAAACCUAGGUUUGACCAGAGAAGAGCAUAUUGACAAUUUUCAUUUUCAAGAUGGCCGAAGAAAUGAGGUUUAUUUUGAUGAUAGAACAGCAAUUUCAGAGUUAUCCAGCGCACCUCCUUCAAGCUCCUUCAGGAGUAGGACCCCUUCUGAAAGCUCUUGGGAUGGAUCAUCAGUGAAAUCCUCAAAAUCAACAAGGGAGAGAAGGGGGAGGAAAAAUACUCCCUCAAUGCCAUCUCAAAAUCCUGUGUAUGGGAAGGGUAAGAAUGUUUCAGAAAUUUCAUCUAACCGAGUAGAUGAUGAAAACAAAGAUUGGACUGCUUUGUCGACCAUGGCAUCUGAUAUGUCAGAAAGAAACACUUGGACCGCAUCUGGUACUUCCUUGCAUGCUCCAAGGAAUCAAAUAUCUAGUUUUGAAACUGCUCAAACUAGUGGAUCAGAUUCUCCAUUACCCAUCCCCCCAGUGCUUAUAGGUCCUGGUUCUCGCCAAAGAGCAGCUGAUAAUUCUGGGGUUCUUCCAUUUACAUUCUAUCCUACUGGACCACCUGUUCCCUUUGUUACAAUGCUUCCUUUAUAUAAUUUUCCAACUGAGUCUUCUGACACUUCAACAAACAACUUCAAUGCCGAAGAAGGGGCAGAUAACAGUGAUUCAAGUCCAAAUUUUGAUUCAUCCGAGGGAUAUGAACACCCUGAGGUGUCAAGUCCUUCCAAUUCAAUGACGAGGGUGGCUAUUGAGUCAUCAGAGCACAAGCCUGACAUUCUUAAUAGUGACUUUGUUAGUCACUGGCAAAAUUUGCAAUAUGGCCGAUUUUGUCAAAACUCACGUCAACCACCUUCAAUGAUCUAUCCUUCACCUGUUAUGGUGCCUCCUGUUUAUUUGCAGGGUCGAUAUCCAUGGGAUGGUCCUGGAAGACCUAUAUCCGGUAACAUGAAUAUUUUUAGUCAGCUUAUGAGCUAUGGGCCACGUCUGGUUCCUGUUACUCCUCUCCAAUCAGUUUCUAAUAGACCUACCAAUUUUUACCAACGUUAUGUAGAUGAUAUGCCACGGUAUAGAAGUGGAACUGGAACCUACUUGCCAAAUCCGAAGGUGUCUGCUCGGGAUCGACAUUCCACAAAUACCAGAAGGGGAAGUUACAAUUAUGAUAGAAGUGACCAUCAUGGUGAUAGAGAAGGGAAUUGGAAUACUAACUCAAAAUUGCGAGGAACUGGUCGAAGCCAUAAUCGCAACCAGACGGAGAAGUCCAACUCAAAACCAGAGAGGUUGUCUACCAGUGAGAGCCGUGCUGAGAGACCAUGGGGUUCACACAGGCAUGACACCUUCAUUCCUCACCAGAAUGGUCCAGUCCGCUCAAAUUCCUCACAGAGUAAUUCUUCCAGUGUAACUUAUGGAAUGUAUCCUAUACCGGCCAUGAACCCUAGUGGAGUCUCAUCAAAUGGUCCAAUGCAAUCUGUUGUAAUGUUUUAUCCUUUUGAUCAUAAUUCCGGAUACGGGUCACCUGCGGAGCAGCUUGAGUUUGGGACUCUGGGACCAAUGGGGUUUUCAGGUGUCAAUGAACUGUCACAGGCAAACGAGGGAAGUCAAUCUAGUGGAGCACAUGAAGAGCAAAGGUUUCGUGGUGGUCACACCCAACGAUCUUCACCAGAUCAACCGUCCUCACCUCAUGUUUCAAGGUAG
Molecule: messenger RNA, 4008 nt
Organism: Sphenostylis stenocarpa
Lineage: Eukaryota; Viridiplantae; Streptophyta; Magnoliopsida; Fabales; Fabaceae
Source: the annotation of a GenBank genome assembly